Angiostrongylus costaricensis is the source of this 252-nucleotide messenger RNA. NCBI's taxonomy places the organism in Eukaryota, Metazoa, Nematoda, Chromadorea, Rhabditida, Metastrongylidae. The record is from the annotation of a GenBank genome assembly.
AUGGUUGUCGUCGUCGUCAUCGUCGCCACCGUGUUCGUCACCUCUGUCGUCGUCGUCGGCGGUGACGAAUCAUCGCCGCCCACAUCGCAGAAACCACCACCUCAUCGCACGGAAGUCGUUAGCGUCUAUCGGCUUCUACCCAAAAAUCACACACAGUUCAAUGUUAUCAGAAGUCUCUAUGACAAUUCUACCCAUCUACAGGCAGGUUUCGUUGAUUUCACGGCGGCUUUCCGGUUUGGUUAUGUUGGUUAG